Schistocerca piceifrons (Central American locust) is the source of this 1858-nucleotide messenger RNA. Its product is annotated as gastrula zinc finger protein XlCGF8.2DB-like. The record is from RefSeq and is a predicted model, not a curated record. The coding region runs from base 1 to 1149 and encodes 382 amino acids. Gene Ontology annotation, biological process: regulation of transcription by RNA polymerase II. Gene Ontology annotation, cellular component: chromosome. The transcript is spliced from 2 exons. NCBI's taxonomy places the organism in Eukaryota, Metazoa, Arthropoda, Insecta, Orthoptera, Acrididae. Gene Ontology annotation, molecular function: chromatin insulator sequence binding.
AUGAGUACAGUAAAUUAUUCUUUAAAUGCCAAGAGUCCAGUUCUAAGGUUAGGUAAAGCAAUAGUAAAAUUUCCAGAAAAAGUGUUCAGCAGCAGUAGCAGCCCACAAAACAAGAAUACCAGAAGUGAUGACAGUCAUUCAGCAAGUACUUAUGAAGAUCAGGAUGAAAAUUUCAGCAGCAGCAACUGCCGACAAAAUUCUGUCCAGAAAGUAUCAAAUGUAGAUGAGACCAGAUAUUCUUUAGGUAAUAUAUUCAGACACAAUGACACUGUCAACAGCUCUGGUGAGUCUUUGAGGACAGUCAACAGUAAGAACAAAGUGAAGAGAGACCCAUUAUUGCGCAUUGGCGACCACCAUUACAGCUGUAAUUUCUGUUCCAAGAGAUUCACCAAGAAAGAUAAGCUAAAGAAGCAUAUGCAUGUGCACUCUGGGGAACAUUCCUUCAGUUGCACUGAAUGUGACAGAACAUUCAAAGAAGCCUCUGCUCUGAAGUAUCACAUGGAUGCACACAAGAGUGAAUGCCUAUUCAUUUGUGUCAUAUGUAGUAAAGUGUUCACACAGGAGAGUAACCUGGAGUAUCACUUGCACUCACAUACAGUUGAACGACCCUUCAGCUGUUCUAUUUGCUGCAAGAGAUUUACAAGUAGCAGUAUCUUAAAGGAGCACUUGAAUAUACACUCAGAUGAACGUCCCUACAGUUGCACUGAGUGCAGCAAGACGUUCAAAUCACCCAAAUAUCUGAGAGUGCACAUGAAGGUACACACAGGUGAACGUCCAUUCAUUUGCUUUAUUUGUAAGAAAUCAUUUAUACAGAAAUGUGACCUAAAGAAUCAUUUGCGCAAACAUACAGGUGCACGACCCUUUAACUGUACCAUAUGUUACAAGACAUUUAUUAGUAGCAGUGCCUUAAACCAGCACUUGCGCAUACACUCGUCUGAAAGCCCCUUCAGGUGCACUGUGUGCAGCAAAUCAUUUAAAUGGAAAAGUAACUUGACGACGCAUUUACGUAUCCACACAGGUGAACGUCCCUUCUGCUGUACCGUAUGUAGCAAGACAUUCACAGAUAGUAGCACUCUAAAGAAACAUUUACGUGUCCACUAUGUGAGUGCCCCUUCAGUUGCAAGAUCCUUAGCAAGAUAUUUGCAGUGAGCAAUAUAGAAUAUGGAUGAAUGUUUGUAGUUGGAAAUGUCAUUUGCUACUGAACAUUUUGGAAUGCUCUUAAUAACUAUUUACACAAAGUAGUUAUCUGAUGUGAACUCUGUUAUGUGCUCAUUUUCAAAUAUUUUACAAACACUAGCAAAUAUUCACACACAAUAUGCAGAACCAUAUUUUUGUAUAAUUGCUUUCGUGUUAAAGCCAAAUUAAAAUAUGUAUUUAGACAACUGGAAACUGUUGUAUCUUUCUUGGAAGAUUAAAUAGUUGAGUGUUUGUAACUAUGUGAAUGUUAGAUAAAAAUAAUCUCAUUUGGAAGCUGGAAUGACUUGUACUUACAAACAAAAAUGCCCUAAAAUGUGAAUAUGAUUUAGCUGCAAUUUAUUUGUAUGCAUUAUGCUAUGUGAUGUUGUCAAGCAUAAAUAAUAUACACUGACGAUACAUUUAACUAUACUUACAUGAACUACUUCAUACAAAUUGGAAAAUUUAGGAUGGAAUGUAACAUAUUAUGAAAAGGAAAGUUGAUACUCACCAAAUAGUACUGAGUCACAGAUAUGCACAACAAAAAGACCGUCACAAAUAAAGCCUCUAUCAUAAAUAGAUGACAGACACGCAUGCGCGCCCAUGUGCACACACACACACACACACACACACACACACACACACACAUGCGCAAUUGCAGUGUUGUUUCAGUCGCCUGAGACUG